AUGGCAGUGAUUUCCAAAAAAACCUAUUUGGGUCAUCGCAUCAAAAGAAGAAAAACAUCAGCAUCAUCACCACCACCGAAUUGGUCUGGACUCCCCACUAACUUGUGGAAGUCAAUCCUGAACAGAUUGUCUGUGGUCGAUUUGCUUAGCGCCGGAGCAGUGUGUCGUUCUUGGUGCUCUGUUGCAGAAGCCAUAAAAUCAUCUCUAGAGAGUCCCCUAUUUGAUCAACCGUUGCUCUUGCUUCCUGGUCCAGAUCAUGGCAAAAAAAAUAGCCCUUGCUUAUACAAUUUUACAGAGAAAAAAGUGUACAAGCAGAUGAUGAAUAUUCCAGAACACUUGGGUAAUUGCAAAGGAUCAUCCCAUGGGUGGCUGAUUUUGUUGGACCAAGAAGCAUUCCCACAUAUCUUCAAUCCAUUCUUGGGGGCUAGGAUUCAACUCCCUCUUUUUGAAGUUCGCAAAACAAGCCUUCAUUGCUUCUUUGUCCGGGAUAUUAAGAAAGUUGUACUCUCAUCAGACCCAAUUCAGAGUAAGAACAACUACUGGGUAGGAGUAAUAUAUGGUGUAAUUGAUCCCAAGCUUGCCUUUUGGAAGUAUGGAGACAGUGAAUGGACUGCCCUGGAUGGUGCAGAUCAUGCCUACUGUGAUAUCAUUUCUCACCAUGAUCAUAUUAUUGCUUUGGGUGAAACAGCUUCAGUUGAAAUCUGGGAUUUCAAUAAUUCUGUCCCUGCAAAAAAGAUGCAGAUUGAGCCUAUUUUUCCUGAGAAAAGGGUGGAAUUUGAAAAUUCUCUUGGAGAUGAUCUUUAUACCAUUCAAAGUUACAUAGUGGAAUCAAAGGGUGAUCUGCUGCUUAUUGUGAGGUAUAUUGGGAAUCAUGUUCGCUGGGACGGUGUAGUUGUUCAUGAGGCAGACCUUCUUGAUGAAGAGAACCAAUGCUGUAUUUGUUCUCACUUGACAAAGCUAUUUCAUGUUUACAAGCUGGAUUUCAGUCAGAAAACAUGGGAACAACUGGCAUCAAUAGGCGAUGAUCGCGUGCUGUUUUUGGGUCGGAAUCAAUCUGUGUCACAUUCAGCAAAGGGUUUUCCAUCUUGUAAAGGGAAUUCGAUUUACUUCACGGACAAUUACUAUUGUGAUCAUUUGGGUGAGAAUGACAUGUAUGGGCAUGACACGGGCAGGUUUGACAUGGAGAAUCAGAGUAUAGAAGUGAUUAAUGAAGAUGAACAUGAUUGGCAGAAGAUUCAACCAGCACCCAUUUGGGUUGUUCCUAAUCCAUGCUACUAG
Molecule: messenger RNA, 1278 nt
Organism: Cornus florida
Lineage: Eukaryota; Viridiplantae; Streptophyta; Magnoliopsida; Cornales; Cornaceae
Product: putative F-box protein At4g22180
Exons: 1
Coding region: 1-1278 (425 amino acids)
Molecular function (GO): protein binding
Source: RefSeq, a predicted model, not a curated record